Messenger RNA from Colletotrichum chrysophilum, 1149 nucleotides. RefSeq lists its product as uncharacterized. The transcript is spliced from 4 exons. Lineage: Eukaryota; Fungi; Ascomycota; Sordariomycetes; Glomerellales; Glomerellaceae. Bases 1 to 1149 code for a protein of 382 amino acids. The record is from RefSeq and is a predicted model, not a curated record.
AUGGUAAACCUAAUUUCAACAACACUACCCCUGGCCUUUGCGGCUCUGGCCUCGGCCAGGAUGUGCAAGAACAUUACGGUCGAAAUCGACAUCUCGGCACGGAACGCUGUCUUCGAUCUCGAGGCGCCCAAGACGAACGUCGAAGUAACCAACUUCUUGCUUAAUCUCUCACAACAAGGGGCCAACUACACCGCGACAGUACUGAAAGAUUAUGCCGACGUCAGUGGAACCUACCAGCUGACCUCGACCUACUGCGAGCCCGACGCCGGCCCGGGUGCCGUCAUCCAGAUCCUGACCCACGGUAUUGGUUUCGAUCGUAGCUAUUGGGACUUCUCGGCCAAGGGCGGCGAGUACAGCUACGUCGGCCCCGUCGUCGACGACUACGGCUUCUCGACGUUGACCUGGGACCGCCUCGGCAUCGCGCAGUCCUCGCACGGCGAGCCCGUCAACGAGAUCCAGGCCAUGCUCGAGGUCGCCGCCCUCAAGGCGCUCACCGACAAGGUCCGCGACAGCACCCUUCCCGGCCUCGAGGACCGCAAGUUCGCCAAGGUCGUGCACGUCGGCCACAGCUUCGGAUCCGCGCACAGCUACGCGCUGACGGCGCUGUACCCGGACGUCUCUGACGGCAUCAUCCUGACGGGCUUCGCGCAGAACGGGUCGUUCCUGGCGGACUUCAUCCUCGGCGGCGCCUUCAUCCAGGCGAACCAGGUGCCGGCGCUGAGCGACUACGCGGACGGGUACAUAGCGUCCGCGUACGAGGGCGGCGUGCAGGUCAACUUCUUCGGGCCGGACAACUUCGAGCCGGAGAUCCUGACGGCCGUGUACGAGGCGGGACAGCCGGUUACGGUGGGCGAGUUGUUGACUGUUGGCGGCGAGGCUGCGUCGCCGAACGCGUUCAAGGGACCUGUUCUCAUUGUCACUGGAGAGAGGGAUAUUCCGUUCUGCGGAGGAAACUGCCUCGCAACCGGCAACCCUGAUCUGCCCUCGAUCCCGGCCUCGUCUGGUAUGAUUUUCAAGAACGCCAGCGCUUUCGAGGCCUACAUCAUUCCUAAGGCUGGACACGGUCUGGCUUUCAGCACUUCUCACGUUGAGGUGACGAGCAAGAUUUCUGAUUUCCUGUACCAGAAUGGCCUGGGCUGCCUGAUCUAA